Molecule: messenger RNA, 3027 nt
Organism: Daphnia pulex (common water flea)
Lineage: Eukaryota; Metazoa; Arthropoda; Branchiopoda; Diplostraca; Daphniidae
Exons: 1
Coding region: 1-3027 (1008 amino acids)
Biological process (GO): DNA integration
Molecular function (GO): nucleic acid binding
Source: RefSeq, a predicted model, not a curated record
AUGCUGCUAUGCCGAGUAGACUGUAUCAGUCUGAACAUUCUACAUCAGGAUUAUCCUAAACCGUUGGUGCCGAUAAAUUCUUUAAGGGCGACGGACGCUCCAUUACAUCCGGGCGACACGGUAGCCCCUUCCAGCGGUCCCUUUCUCCGCGGCGUUUACAUUCCGGUGGAGCCUAGUGCGGAACAAAUUUCUUUCGUCGAAUCGGCCAUCAUGGCAGAAUUUGAUGUAGUGUUCCACCAAGACGACGAGUUACGUCAGAUGGUUGGCCCAGACAUGGAGAUACAAAUACGCGAUGAUGCUGUCCCCUUCUACGUCAAUGGCGCGCGCCCGAUUGCGUUCGGCGACCGCGUCGAAGUCAAGAAUAAGCUGGACGAACUGGUCAAGAAGAAAGUGAUUGUGCCUGUCAGUGAGCCGUCGGAGUGGGCCGCACCGUUGGUAGUGAUCCGCGGUCCAGGCGGUAAGCUUCGGAUUUGUGUCGACCACACGCGCUUAAAUAAAUUCGUCAAACGGCCUACACACCCGACUCGCACGCCACGGGACGCAGUGGCCGUAAUCGACAGCGAAUGUCGCUUCUUCACUAGUUUCGACGCUGUGAACGGUUACUACCAAAUCCCCCUUCAUCCAUCCAGCCAGCACCUCACAACGUUCAUGACUCCAUGGGGACGGUAUAAAUUCUUACGCGCAUCCAUGGGCCUAUGCAGCUCCGGCGAUGAGUACAACCGGCGGGCGGACGCGGCAUUUGCAGCCAUGACCAACACCAUAAGAGUGGUGGACGAUUUGCUGCGCUUUGAUCGCUCGUUUCCAGCACAUGUCGCCGGCGUCUGCGCGAUCUUGCAAGCCGCCCGUGUAGCUGGGAUUACGUUUAGUAAGGAAAAGUUUCGCUUCGCCCAACCCCGAAUUUCUUGGGUCGGCUAUGACAUUCAACACGGCGGCAUCACAAUCGAGGAAGGUAAACUGAAGGCAUUAUCACAGUUCCCCCGCCCAACCAAUAUCUCGGAGCUCCGAUCGUUUAUGGGCUUGGUAGAACAGUUGGCGGGAUUCUCAACAGAAGUAGCUGCCGCAAAAGCCCCUCUACGCCCUCUGCUCAGCACUCGCAACCCAUAUGUCUGGACGGCAGACCACGACCAGGCCUUCGAAGCAGUGAAGCUAGCCCUCGUUUCUCCUCCAGUGCUCGUUCAUUUCGACCCGGGACGAGAAACUACAAUUCAGGUCGACGCGUCGCGGAAAAAUGGCAUGGGAUACGCCCUACUACAGCGCCACGGCGAUUCAUGGCGGUUGGUGGACGCCAACUCACGCUGGUGUACGGACACCGAAUCCCGAUAUGCCAUCGUGGAACUGGAGUUGGCCGCCGUAGAAUGGGCUAUCCGGAAGUGCCGCCUGUACCUGUCGGGCCUACCUAACUUCACGUUGAUGGUCGACCAUCAAGCGCUGGUGGCGAUCCUUGACAAAUAUACCCUCGACGCAAUCGACAAUCCAAAAAUCCAGCGACUUAAGGAGCGCUUGUCCCCAUAUUCUUUUACCACCGUGUGGCGCAGGGGAAAAGACCAUGCAAUACCGGACGCACUUUCACGAGCACCCGUAAACGACCCGGCAGUGGACGAUGAAUGCGUUGGGACGGAACUAGCAUUCUCCGUGCGUCAUGUAGUUAUUCAGAGCGUCAACGCAAUUAUCGAACCGGAAGACGAAGCAGUUUCACCGAGUCAUCUGCCGGAUCACCUUCUCGACGAUUUACGCACGGGAGCAGCAGCCGAUCCUCAUUACCUUGACCUCAUCGCUGCAGUUGAAUCCGGAUUUCCUACGAAUCGUGCGCUCAUUCCGACCCACAUCCGUCAAUUCUGGUCAAUUCGCGAUCAGCUGUCCACAGAUGGCGGCCUCGUUCUGUACGGCUCGCGCAUCGUUAUCCCUCUCGCAUCACGCCGUAAAAUCCUCACGAAAUUGCACGCGGCUCAUCAGGGGAUCGUGAGGACAAAACGGCGCGCACAACAGACCGUUUAUUGGCCGGGAAUCACCAAUGACGUCACGAUGUUGGUGGAGCGCUGCGCCACCUGCCAGGAACGCUUGGCGAGCCAAGGCCAGGAACCGCUGUUGGCCGAUCCUAUGCCAACGUAUGGUUUUGAAGACGUCUCCGUGGACUUGUUCCAACAUGGGUCUCUACAUGUCUUGGUUUAUGCCGACCGUCUGUCAGGGUGGCCGGUAGUGCAUCAGUGGAAGCAUGACCCGACGGCCCGGGAGGUGAUGCAGGCCGUCAUCAGCAACUUCGUGGAAUUGGGUGUUCCGAUGCGCCUUCGUUCGGAUAACGGCCCGCAAUUUGAUGCCGGAAUUUUUCAGGCGGCUCUUCAACGCUGGGGAGUAGCGUGGGGCAAUUCCACCCCGCACUAUCCCCAAAGUAACGGGCAUGCAGAGGCGGCGGUGAAAGCGGUGAAGGAGUUGGUGCUGAAGCUGGCCCCAUCCGGAGAUUUAUCAUCGGAGGAGUUCCUCGCCGGAUUGCUGGAAUUCCGGAAUACUCCGCACGAGACGGGACUGUCGCCGGCUCAAAUCGUUUUUGGCCAUCAGCUCCGCUCUAUCGUUCCAGCUCACCGCUCAUCCUACGCCAGCCAAUGGAAAGAGGUUAUGGCGGCGCGAGAACGACAGGCUGAAGCGAACGCGGCCACGAAAUUCCGCUUUGACUCCCGAACCCGUCCACUCUGCCCCCUCCCCGUCGGGGCGCCGGUACGUGUUCAGGAUAACAAGACAAAAUUAUGGAGCCACAUUGGGGUGAUCGUCGCGGUUGGCCGAUACCGGUCAUAUCGUGUCAAAUUCGCUAGCGGCAGCGUGCUUUGGCGCAACAGGCGAUUCAUCCGUCUCAUGGUACCUUCAACGGCCGAGGAAGAGGGCGGCGCAGAACCGGAGUCAACGGAGACGAGCGACCAACACGCAGCGGCGACCAUGGACCGCCCGGAAGACGGGCGGCAGCCAGCAGCAACCACCCCACCAGCUCCCCGCAGAAGCGCCCGUCAACGCAAGCCCCGGGUUAUGUUUUCAGUCUAA